Cylicocyclus nassatus is the source of this 3159-nucleotide messenger RNA. NCBI's taxonomy places the organism in Eukaryota, Metazoa, Nematoda, Chromadorea, Rhabditida, Strongylidae. The record is from the annotation of a GenBank genome assembly.
ACGAAAAUUUCGCUGAUUUCAAGUCAUGUUUAUGGAUUGGCUAAUUCUCAAGUAGGAUUUAAAUUCCAGGCUGCGCAACUGUACAGGAACGACACAUCGAAGACGGCGUCAUCACGGUGUUGUUGGGUUGACCCCCAGUCGUCUAGGAGCUGAUACAUCAGAAGUAAUUCUCAAUCAAUCAUCAUUGAGAACCAAAUGAGAUUGAAGGGGUCCUAUAGUAUGCCAAUUUCACGACCCGUCUUUCUCACACUGCUCGGUACUCUACUUGGAUUAUCAUUAACUUAUUGUGUAUCUUCUGUUGCACGAUUGCAAAGGCACUCGUUAUCAUCGUCGGAAUGUGCGCAGCUGGUCGGACCACGGCAGCGGACUGGUCUGAUUCUGAUGGGUAUCAUGACAGCGGCAAAGUACGUCGACACACGCGCCUACAACGUUUGGAAGACAUGGGCGAAACACGUCCCCGGCAAAGUGUUGUUCUUCGUGGCAGAAAACACCGAAACUAUCCACCCGGAUCUACCACUUAUCCGCUUGAAAGGCGUCGACGAUACCUAUCCACCGCAAAAGAAGAGCUUUGCCAUGGUAAAGUGGAUGGCCGAAAAUUAUCUGGACGAGUUCGACUGGUUUCUACGAGCUGAUGAUGACCUAUACGUGCGUGGUGAAGAACUAGAAAAAUUCCUACGAUCCCUGGAUUCAUCCAGGGCCCACGCCAUUGGUCAAGCUGGUUUGGGCAAUAGUGCCGAAUAUGGUUUGCUUGCAUUAGGAUCCACUGACAAUUAUUGUAUGGGGGGUCCUGGAGUGGUCAUGAGCAGAGAAACGUUACGGUUGUUAGCUCCGCAUCUGGAGUCAUGUUUGCAACAUCUACUGACCACACAUGAAGACGUAGAAUUAGGCCGAUGCAUUCGACGUCAUGUUGGUGUCGCAUGCACUUGGAACUAUGAAAUGCAGAAAUUAUUUCACAACAAUCAGACUGCGGCCAAGGCAUAUACGGGUGAUUUAUCGGAGGUCAGGGCCGCCAUAACAGUACACCCCAUCAAAGAUCCAGCUGUAAUGCGACGCGUUCACGUACACGAUCGUGCCUUCCGUCUACAGGCAUUACGAGCACGCCGUGUCGCUUUGCGCACGGAACGUAGCGAUGUACAACAGCCGACAUUAGUGCGAAUAAUGCCGAACAGCUCACGUGAUCUCACACCAUGGGACUAUAUCAACAAUAACAAGAUACUCUUCUGUGCUGAUCGUGUCAAUUGUCCUAGACAUACAGUGGAUCUGAGUAUACGCACAGAAAUGGGCGACAUUGUCACACAAUUGUUUGAAGAGUUCAACUCGAAUGCUCGUCAAAGAGGGAGAGUCUUACAAUUUCAAAGUCUACAAUAUGGUUACAUGAGAGUCGAGCCACGUUAUGGUGUCGACUACGUGCUGGAUAUGAUCCUCUGGUUCAAAAAAUUCCGACCUCCACAUCGAACAACACUGUCGGUUCGACGUCAUGCGUACGUUCAACAAGUAUUUGCGCCACUUCAGGCACUUUCUGAAAAAAAGAUGAGGUCCAAUCUUCGUCGAGGAAGUAAUUUCACCGGAGAGAAUGUUCACCUUCAUAUGAUUUUACCUCUCAAAGGAAGAGCAGAGAUAUUUGCGAGGUUCGCGGGUCAUUUGAAGAAUGUCUGCGCUCGAGCUGGGGAUAUCUCGCUCGUAGUAGUGUUAUACGCCAGCGAGGAUGAAGGUGCCAAUCGAGCGACGAUCGAAGAACUACGCCAAAGCUUCGUACGAGUCGAAGUAAUCGAAAUGGAUAAUGCGCCAUUUAGCAGAGGAGUAGCUCUGAUGAAAGGUGCAGAGCGUGUCUCCGCUGAUGGACUAAUGUUCUUUACCGACGUUGACAUGUUAUUCACAUGUGAUGCUCUUCAUCGAAUUAGACUAAAUACGAUACUUAACGCGCAGGUUUACUUCCCUAUCGUCUUUUCGGAAUUUUCACCGGAAAGUUGGUCGGAAAACGAUCGCCUGUUAGCUGAUGCAUUUCAUUAUGGUAGAAGACGAGGAUACUUUAGACACUUUGGAUAUGGUCUUGCUGCACUAUACAAGGCCGACUUGAUUUCGAUAGGCGGCUUUGAUACGAAGAUCGAAGGAUGGGGAUUAGAGGAUGUUGAUUUGUUUGAAAAGGCCGUGAAACGAGGUCUACGAAUAAUUCGAUCUCCCGAACCAGGCUUGGUGCACAUCUACCAUCCAAUUCACUGCCCAGAGACGAUGCCACAAGCUCAACGGCAUAUGUGUCACGGCUCAAAGGCAGCAAGCCUUGCAUCGAUUGACGCGCUGGUAGAUCAGAUAUCACAUUAUACGUAACGACAGUAGGAAGUCGUUUGUUUUAUAUUCAAUUAGUUCUCGAACCCCUUGUGAAUGUCUUUCCCAUUGUUGUUAUUAUAUUGUUACGCCCUAGGUAUACCAUUUUCUCAAUCUGAAACUUUCUGUCUCAUCAUUUGUUUUCCUCUCUCUCCAUCCCCCUUGGAAAUUUUUGAUUGACUGUACUACAGUACAAACACUUAUGAUAUUAUACAUAUACAGCUGAUUUGGUGCCGUACAUGCUUUCCGGCCAUAUCACCCGUUGAAGCCAUUCCAUGAUGUUUUACCGUUUCUUGACCACUCACAUUCUUGAGUCUUAUAACUUUGUAUUCCAUAAUGAGUGAAAACGGGAUAGCGCAGUACUUAGUAAUUUAAUCUCUCUAUGUCUCAAAUUCUGAUCAGCGCGCAAUCAUCGCAUACGCAUAAUUGAAUGGGUGAACACGGCAUUUAAGCCAUGCAUUUCUUUUUUUUCCUAUGCGCUUAGCUUUACAAUCUCUUUCUUUCGUUUGUUGUUUCAUAUCUCCCUUGUUUCCAUUUCUUCGCAUUUCGUCCCUUUUAUCUUGUGCAGCUCCGCGUAUUCAUUACAUUGAUGUUUGUGCAUUUUGUUACAAAUUUUUCCAGUGUUGUCAGUUUGAUAUUCGGCAUUUUUUGCCUCACUUUGAUCGGUGCUUUUACUUCGUGUCUCGCUCACUAUUCUUGCCUUUGACCCAUACAUCUCGCCAAAGUGUCUUGUCAGCUUUGUAGAUUAUUUGAUUCUUGUAAGUCAAACGAUUGACAGGAAAAAAGAAAAGGUUUUACUGAUCACAUCCCUUUCGAAAUAAAUAAUUAUAAUUGUAU